Messenger RNA from Galeopterus variegatus (Sunda flying lemur), 2655 nucleotides. RefSeq names its product cation-independent mannose-6-phosphate receptor-like. Gene Ontology annotation, biological process: lysosomal transport. Gene Ontology annotation, molecular function: signaling receptor activity; D-mannose binding; insulin-like growth factor binding. The annotation marks the transcript as partial. Gene Ontology annotation, cellular component: plasma membrane; trans-Golgi network; late endosome. NCBI's taxonomy places the organism in Eukaryota, Metazoa, Chordata, Mammalia, Dermoptera, Cynocephalidae. The record is from RefSeq and is a predicted model, not a curated record. The transcript is spliced from 17 exons.
GACUCCUUCGUCGAGGCCAUCUCCGUCAGAAACUUGGGCGUUGCCAAGACUGGGCCGGUGGUUGAGGACCGUGGCAGCCUCCUGCUGGAGUACGUGAAUGGCUCAGCCUGCACCACCAGCGACGGCAGGCGGACCCGCUACGCCACCAGGAUCCACCUCGUCUGCUCCAGGGGCAGCCUGAACACCCAUCCCAUCUUUUCUCUCAACUGGGAGUGUGUGGUCACUUUCCUGUGGAAUACAGAGGCUGCCUGUCCCAUCCAGACCAUGACUGACACAGACCAGGCUUGCUCUAUAAGAGAUCCCAACAGUGGAUUUGUAUUUAAUCUCAACCCACUAAACAGUUCUCAAGGAUACGUGGUCUCGGGCAUUGGGAAGACUUUCGUGUUUAAUAUCUGUGGCACGAUGCCGGUCUGUGGGACCGUCGAUGGAAAGCCGGCUUCUGGCUGUGAGGCAGAAACCCAGAUAGAAGACCUAAAGAAUCUGAAGCCGGAAAGACCAGUUGGAUUCGAGAAAAGCCUCCAGCUGUCCACAGAGGGCUUUAUAACUCUGACCUACAAAGGGCCUCUUUCCACUGCCACAGGCACUGCUGAUGCUUUCAUCAUCCGCUUUGUUUGCAAUGAUGAUGUUUACCCAGGAACCUCAAAAUUCCUGCAUCAGUACAUCAGCUCUGGGCAGGGCAUCCGCAACACUUUCUUUGAGUUUGAAACUGCGUUAGCCUGUGUCCCUUCUCCAGUGGAUUGCCAAGUGACCGACCCAGCUGGAAACGAGUAUGAUCUCAGCGGCUUAAGCACAGUCAGGAAGCCUUGGACUGCUGUUGACACCUCAGAUGAUGGAAAAAAGAGGACUUUUUACCUGAGCGUCUGCAAUCCUCUGCCUUACAUUCCCGGCUGUGGUGGCAGUGCAGUGGGGUCCUGCUUGGUAUCAGAAGACAACAGCUGGAACCUGGGGGUGGUACAGAUCAGUCCACAAGCCGCGGCCAAUGGGUCCCUGAGUAUCGUGUAUGUCAAUGGAGACAAGUGUGGGAACCAGCGUUACUCCACCAGGAUAACGUUCGAGUGUUCUCAGAUAGCGGGAUCACCAACGUUUCAGCUCCUGGAUGACUGUGAGUACGUGUUUGUCUGGAGAACGGUGGAAGCCUGUCCUGUUGUCAGAGUGGAAGGAGACAAUUGCGAGGUUAAAGACCCACGGCACGGCAAUGUGUAUGACCUGAAGCCUCUGGCCCUCAAUGACACCGUCGUGCUUGCCGGCGAGUACACCUACUACUUCCGGGUCUGUGCGAAGCUCUCCCCAGGCAUCUGCCCCACCAGUGACAGGUCCAAGGAGGUGUCAUCCUGUCAGGAAAAGCGGGGACCGCAGGGAUUUCAGAGAGUGGCAGGUCUCCUUACUCAGAAACUGACUUAUGAAAAUGGGUUGUUAAAAAUGAACUACACUGGGGGGGACACUUGCCAUAAGGUGUACCAGCGCUCUACAACCAUCUAUUUCUACUGCGACCGCAGCACCCAGAAGCCAGUAUUUCUAAAGGAGACCUCAGAUUGUUCCUACUUGUUUGAAUGGCGAACACAGUAUGCCUGCCCACCUUUCCAAGUGACCGAAUGUUCAUUCAAAGACACAGCGGGAAAUCCCUUCGACCUCUCAUCCCUGUCAAGGUACAGUGACAACUGGGAAGCCAUCACCAGGACAGGGGCCACCGAGCACUACCUCAUCAACGUUUGCAAGUCUCUGUCUCCACAGGGUGGCACUGAGCCCUGCCCUCCUGAGGCGGCGGUGUGUCUGCUGAAUGGCUCCAAGCCCUUGAACCUGGGCCAGGUGAGGGAUGGGCCGCAGUGGAGAGAUGGCAUAACCAUCCUGAAGUACGUUGACGGCGACUCGUGUCCAGACCAGAUUCGGAAAAGGUCGACCACCAUCCGAUUCACCUGCAGCGAGACCCAAACGAACUCCAGGCCCAUGUUCAUCAGUGCCGUGGAGGAUUGUGAGUACACCUUCUCCUGGCCCACGGCCGCUGCUUGUCCUGUGAAGAGCAACGUGCAUGACGACUGCCAGGUCACCAACCCUAGCACAGGACACCUGUUCGAUCUGACUUCCUUAAGUGGCAGAACUGGGUUCACGGCUGCGUACAGCGAGAAGGGGCUCGUCUUCAUGAGCAUCUGCGAGGAGAAUGAGAACUGCUCUCCCGGAGUGGGGGCCUGCUUCGGACAGACCCGGAUCAGUGUGGGCAAGGCCAACAAGAGGCUGACCUACGUGGAUCAGGUCUUGCAGCUGGUCUAUGAGGACGGCUCCCCUUGUCCCUCCAAAUCGGGCCUGAGCUACAAGAGUGUCAUCAGCUUUGUGUGCAGGCCCGAGGCCAGGCCGACCAACAGGCCCAUGCUCAUCUCACUCGACAAGCAGACCUGCACUCUCUUCUUCUCGUGGCACACACCUCUGGCCUGCGAACAAGUGACGGAAUGUUCUGUGAGGAAUGGAAGCUCUAUUAUUGACUUGUCCCCUCUCAUCCACCACACCGGUGGUUAUGAAGCAUACGACGAAAGUGAGGACGAUGACUCCGACACCGACCCUGACUUCUACAUCAACAUUUGCCAGCCGCUUAACCCUAUGCAUGGGGUGGCUUGUCCUGCUGGUUCUGCUGUGUGCAAGGUUCCCGUUGAUGGUUCCCCAAUA